GGGAGAGGGAGAGGGAGAGAGAGAGAGCCCAAGGAAUCUGAACUGUUACUACAGCAAUUACCGCUGUGUUCUGCUGAGAAUUAAGGAUAUGCAGAGACAUACUUGUAGAUAGAGGGGACAGACCUCAAAAUUACCAGCUGCUGGAUCCCCUCUAUUUCCAUCCCUUCCACUCUGUCAUCCCCUCCGUGCGGGAAGCAGGGCUGUGCGAUUCGGGAGACGAAGAGGAGAAGGAAGCGCUGCACGCAUGUGUCUCCAGGUAUGAGGCCAUCACGGCCAGUGUCGCCACCCUGUCGCCAUGACGAUGCCACUCAGCCCCCUCUCCAGUGAUGAGGAACAGCAAAGGAUGCUGGGAAAAAGUCAACACUUCUAUCCAGGGGCAGAAGACGAGGAUGGAGAGGAAGAAGAUGAUGAGGAAGAGGCAGAGGAAAACCACACAGAGGAGCGAGGUGAUAAAGAGAAUGGAGAGCUAGAAGGAGAGGAAGAAGAAGAAGAAGUAAAAGAGAUGCAAAAAGGUGGCCAAUCUCGUGGUGGCAGGGAGGAGGGGCCCAGACAGGCAGCCAACAUGAUUGGACAACCAAUGGCAGACAGACAAUUACGACCAAGCAACCUGGGACAUGUCAGAAACCCUCAUUUGUCUAACCCGGGACCCGCCCAUCACCAACCUGCCAAUCAGCAGCAGCCCCUCCACCCAUCAGCCAGUCGGCAGCAGCUAAGACGACUGAGGGAGCGCAGCCAGAGCACGGUGACCCCCGGCGAAGACACGCAGAUCUCCAUGAUGGUGUUCCGCAUCGGCAUCCCCGACAUCAAACAAACGCAGAAGUGCUUGCGGUUCAACCCGGAUGCCACAGUGUGGUGCGCCAAACAGCAGGUGCUGUGCUCACUCACGGAGACGCUCCGAGACGUGCUCAACUACGGCCUCUUCCAGCCGGCCACUGACGGCCACGACGCCAAGUUCCUGGAGGAGGAGAGGUUUCUGCGGGACUACCCACAGUCCUUUGAGAAAGGCGUGCCGUAUCUGGAGUUUCGCUACAAGACCAGAGUGUAUAAGCAGACAAAUCUGGAUGAUAAGCAGCUAGCCAAACUGCACACUAAGGCCAGCUUAAAGAAGUUUAUGAGCUAUGUUCAAGGCGGUAUGCUGGAGAAGAUGGCGAAGUUAUUGGACAAGGGGCUUGACCCAAAUUACCACGAUUCUGAUAAUGGGGAGACACCCCUGACAUUGGCAGUGCAGACUGAGCAGGCCAGCGCAGAGGGCAUCAGGCUUCUGGUCAUGGGCGGCGCUCACAUCGAUUUCCGGGCCAAGGAUGGACUCACGCCCAUGCACAAGGCCGUCAGGAGCCACAAUCAUGCUGGGCUGCUGACCCUUUUGGCUCUAGGGGCAUCGCCAGACUACAAAGACCGCUGGGGUCUGACCCCCUUGUACCACAGUGUGCUGACAGGGGGCGACACCUCCUGCUGCGAGACGCUGCUGUACCAUCGAUCCAAGCUAGGAGUGAGAGAUGAGAACGGCUGGGACGAGAUGCACCAGCUCAGGGACGAAGAGGAGUAUGGGAUGCAAGAGAUACACAAGGCCUGCCAGAACGGCCACGCCCAGCAUCUGGAGCACCUCCUUUUUUAUGGUGCUGACUCCAGUUCCCAGAAUGCCUCUGGAAACACCGCCAUGCACAUUUGCGCUCUGUAUAAUAAGGAGAGCUGCGUCCGCAUCCUGCUGUACAGAGGAGCCAGUAAAGAGGCGAAGAACAAUAAUGGGCAAACCCCUUUCCAGGUAGCUAUCAUGUCCGGCCAUUUUGAACUGGGAGAGAUCAUCAAAAACCACAGCGACGCAGACGUAGUGCCCUUUCUUGAGACACCCAAGUACGCCCCCCAGAGGCUAGACAGCGCCCGCACGCUGGCCCUGCCCCGGCCGCACCCUCUCCUUCGCGCCAACAGUGACAACACCAUGAACGUUCCGGACUGGAUGGGCCCCCCCGGUGUUGCCGCCAGCAACGCUGUGUCAGUGCAGGGGUACAAGAACCCGAGCUCCUCACGCAGUUCCAGCAGCCCUCGGGGGGCUCGCACCCGCUCCCCGUCCCGGGGGAGGGGUGGAGAUAAAGAGGAGAAGGGCCGGCAAACUCGUGGACGGCAGGGGCCCAUGUCGGCCAAUAGCACGGCGUCUGCGGGAGGCCAGAGGCGACGGCUUUACAGUGCCGUGCCGGGGCGUGUCUUUGUGGCCACACGCUCUCACUCUGCUCAGGGGGACCGAGAGAUCAGCAUCAGCAAAGGGGACAAAGUGAAAGUGCUGAGCGUGGGCGAGGGGGGAUUCUGGGAGGGCACGGUGAAAGGCCGCACGGGCUGGUUUCCCUCCGACUGCGUGCAGGAGGUGCCGGCGCAAAGCCAGGACAGCCGCUCAGAGAGCCGCAGCGAGAAGGCGAAGAAGCUCUUCCGGCACUACACGGUGGGCUCCUACGACAGCGUUGAUGCCCCCAGUGACUACAUCAUCAAAGAGAAGACCGUGCUCCUGCAGAAGAAGGACAACGAGGGCUUUGGCUUUGUGCUGCGGGGUGCCAAAGCUCAGACUCCAAUCGAGGAGUUUACUCCAACCCCAGCAUUCCCGGCGCUGCAGUACCUGGAGUCGGUUGAUGAGGGGGGAGUAGCCUGGAGAGCUGGCCUGCGAAUGGGAGACUUCCUUAUUGAGGUGAACGGUCACAAUGUGGUGAAGGUGGGGCACCGGCAGGUGGUCAACAUGAUCCGCCAAGGAGGCAACAGCCUCAUGGUCAAAGUCGUCAUGGUAACGCGCAACCCGGAGAUGGAGGAGGCGUCCAGGAAAAAAGUUCCCCAGCAGAGUAAGAGACUGACUCCACCUGCAAUUGCAUUGCGCUCCAAAUCCAUGACCUCAGAGCUGGAGGAAAUGGAAUUCGAGGCUUCGCAGGUUUCGGAGAAGAAGAGGACGGUCUAUCAGAUGGCAUUAAAUAAGCUAGAUGAGAUCCUGGCGGCUGCCCAGCAGACUAUCAGCACUUCUGAAGGACAAGGGCCACGGCCUCAUGGUGGAAAGCGAGACAAGAACAGAGGCAUCUACUCCAAUGAACAGGCAAAUUACGACCAAUCAGGAGUCGGCAUGAUGUCAUCGGGAUCAGGGUUUGGCUAUGACCGAGCACAAUUAAUGUCAGGCCAUGCUCCACAGCACGGUAUGAUGCUGCGACAGAAAUCCAUCGGUGUUACAGAGGAGGAGAAGCAGUACCUUCACCCUCCGGCUAUGAAGUUCUCACGCAGCCUAUCGGUUCCUGGCUCUGAUGACAUCCCUCCGCCCCCCACCACUGCCCCACCUGACCCUCCUUUCUCUGCAGGGCCCUCCUUGGGCUGGAGAGGGAAACAGCUGCAGAAACAGCCCUCAGUUUCGGUGUCCCAGGCUUCCACGUCGUCGCAAUACCAGCUCUACUCGCAGGCAGUCCACUAUUCCCAGACAGGCCGUGGAGGGCCGGGUGGCGGCAGCGGGGGUGUGGACCAUGCAGCCCCUUUCUCCCACCCUUCGUCGCACCCCUCCCACCCUCAGCCGAGUCGGCCCACUCGCAAAGGCAGCAUGUACGUUGGAGAAUCUGUAGGAGCCGCAGCAGGGAGGGCGGCAGUUUUGAGGAGGGGCUACAGCAAUGCCGUCCCCCCAUCCAGCGUGGCUCCCAUGAGCCAGCAGCAGCCGUCUGUGCAGAGCCAGGCCUCCCAGCAGCCAGUGUCCCGCAUGGACAGGGGCGGAGCAGGCCAGGCGGGUGGCGGGGGUGCACCCAAAGGAGGUGCCAGGAGAGGAAAGGGCCACUUAGUCAAACAGUCCAAAGUUGAGAACCAGACACCCACGCACGCUCUCAAGUCCCAAGUCCCUGUGGAAAAAAGCUCCAUCCCCAUCCCGACCAUCAUUGUUAAGGCACCUUCCACGAGCAGCAGCGGCCGGAGCAGCCAGGGCAGCAGUGUGGAUGCAGAGCCACCACCAGACACUGAAGCCAAACCAUCGCCCGGAGAGCCCGCCGAGCCCCCAACAUCCACCCCCAGCCCUGCGGCGGGAUCGACUCCAGCAAACCCCGUCCCCUCAUCCACCUUCCGACCUUCUCUCCCAUCCCUCCGUGCCCAGGAGAGCGUGGAUUUCACCAGUCAGUUCGGGGCAGCCAUAGUUGGGGCGGCCCGCAGGGACAGGGAGCGAUUCCACGAAGCACGAAGGAAGAGCGCGUCCUUCUUCAUCUCAGCUGAGGAUGAGGUUGGAUUGGGAUUGGGUGGAGGGAGGACCCCGACAACGCAGCAGCACAGCGCCCAGAUGGAGAACCCGUCCCCCCGCCUGCGCCCAUCCAAAUCCAUUGACGAGGGCAUGUUCUCUGGAGACACCUUCAUCCAUCAUGCACGCAGCAUGCCCCCCGCAUUCGGGCUCCCGGAAUAUUCUACGCCAGCACCCGCUGGUGACUACCAGCCCAAAUCUGUACCAACUGAUUUCUAUCGGGCAGGGAAACAGCCAGCUACCACCUUCAUCCACCCAUUGACUGGGAAGGUUCUGGAUCCCUCUUCCCCACUUGGCCUGGCCCUGGCUGCUAGGGAGAGGGCCCUAAAAGAUGAUGGGAGGAUGCGCAGGGAGAGGGGCGAGCACCACUUUGGGCGCCAGCUCUCCAGUGUCGGGGCCUUCCCGUCUAUCGCCACCUCACCAUCCCUGCUACCCCACAUCGCCUCCUCCUCGACCGCCUCGGUUUCCCAGUCCUCCAGCUCCUCUUACCUCGUCACAUCUUCCUCUCUCGCUGCCACCACCUCCACACCAGGCCGCCCACCUUCCCCGAGGAUAUACCGUAGUGGAGGGGUGUGGGAUGAGGAGGGCAGUGAGAAGGAGAAAGAAGUGGGACCCAGGGAGGGGUUGAGAGUGCGAUUUUCAGAAGAUAAGCCAAUCCACACACAUCAUUACCAGUCGCAGAACUAUCAGCUAGGCUACAGGGAGCGGGAGAGGGAGGCGUACGGGAAGAAGCCGGAGCAGCAGGCUUCCCAGCUGCAAUCCCAAUCCUCUUCCCAUCAAGCCCCACCACAGAGACCCACUUUCUUGCGCAUGGAAAGUGACACCAAUGCCUCGAUCCUCUCUGUGACUCCCCCCUCCCCUCCCCCGGUGGCCCCAGCCCCCACAAAGGGCAGCGAAGGAGGAGAAAAUGGAGGCUUGGGUUUGAUGGUACUUCCGCCUCCUGCCCCCUCAGUAGACAUAGAUGAUGAGUUUGUUUUCGCUGACCCCUUGCCUCCACCUCUACAAUUCGCCAAUAGCUUUGAUAGGGGUCUGGGAGGAAUGUCAGGGUAUGGUCAUCAGGGAGGAAUGAUUACCAGUAACCUACACGCUUCCAUAAAGCCUCCACCACCUCCUCCUCCCCCUCCACCUCCUCCCCCACCUCCAUCAGGACAAAAAGAGCCUUUCAUAGGAAGUUUUCCUUCCCACACGCCACUUACAUCCCCCCAGGCGGGGGAUUCCACCACAUCCAGCCUUACGUCCUAUGACAGUGAGGUAGCCAACCUAACCCAAUCAGCCCUCUCCCCUUCCUCCUCCUCCUCCCGCCCUUUAGCUCCACCAUCACCCUCCACCCUCCAGCCAUCUCUGUCAGAAUCGUCAGCCCCUGCUUCGAUCUCUCCUCCCACCACCUCCACCUUCCAUAGACCCCUAUCUGUCAGUCACUCUCACCAUCUCUACAACAGCACACAGAAUGCGGGACACUCCUCUCCCACCCCUCCCCCUCUUUCUGCUCCUUCCACGACCACCGUAGUGGUCCGCAGUCCCACCCCCACAGCCAAUUCUGCCCAAGACAGGGGGAUAUCUGUUGCGACCACGACUGUGAGCUAUGUGAGCACCACCCCAACCUCAACUGCACCUACACCCACCACAACCACCCUUAUGCACUUGGAGCAUGCGGCAACCACUACCGCAAGUGCGGGUGGGGGCAAGACCAUCGACCAAACCCACACUUCCGCCAAAAGUGGGGAGUCCCUGGAGACCGUGGUAGAUUCUGGGAUUGAGGAGCUGGACAGUCGCAGCAGUAGUGACCACCAUCUGGACAACAUCUUAGGGAUGGGAGGAAUGAGAGGGGAAAAGGGAGAAAGAAUAGGGGGGGUGCCAGGGGACAGGGGCAGUGGCAUCCUCGAUUCCUAUAUGACUUAUUUAGAUGGGCAAACGUUUGAGAUGCACAACUCAAAGACAGCGCCCUCUACCUACCCAAAAGUACAGCGCUACAAGGAAGGUGGGAGGUCGGUGCCAGACCUUCAUCGACAGACCAACACUGCGCCGCCCUCCUUUCACACCCAAAGACAGAGAGAGGAAGUGGCCGAGGAAGUCUUAGAAGGCGAGGAAGUCAAUGAGGAAGAGAAUGGACAUGAGGGCUAUAGAGUUCGGGAGAGCCAGAGCUUGGGGACUCAUUCCUCCCUCUAUAUUGAGAGGCCUCGGACACCAGAGCUAAAACCCCUCUGGGGAGAAGGGGGCACUGGGGGGGGGCCUGAAGGCACAGGAGAAGAGGGGACGCACGGGGGUGUUGUAUUUCUGGAAGGACGGAAAUUGCACCCCCCUCUCUCAAGUAUGAAAGCCAGCAUCAUCAACGAACUGAGUUCCAAGCUGCAGCAGAUGGGCAACAAAAGCAUGGAGGGCUGGGGAGGACAGAGGUCCCUGGCUAGACACAGGUUCUCUGAAGACUCCUCCUCGGCCCUGAGCCCUCCAACCCCCACAGCUCGUUCCCCCUCUCCACUGCCCACCUCUCCCACUCUAACUCCCCAGCCAGCCCUGUCCCCAACGCCCUCGCCCUCCCCAUCAUCUCAGCCAUCGCUCUACCCCAACUGGGCCCGCUCUCCGUCCCCGCAGCCCCCUACCGCACGCUCCCAGUCCCCACAAACCCACUCCCCCCUGUCCCCCUCCUACUCCCCAUACCCUACCUCUCCCAAGCACAGACACUCAUACCGAAGCAAGGCCUUGGAAUUCCAGUUCGCCCCAAGCCGGGAAUCCAGAAGGUCUGAGUCUCACAGCCAUUCCCACCACUUACAGCGCCGCCGUGCACCCAGCCCACUUAUCUCUUUGUCUGAUAGGCCAAAGCUUGGCCCCCCUCGUCCUUCCUCUCUUCCGAUUCUUCCUACAACACCCUUAUAUGGCAGCCCCUAUGAAUUAAGGGGUUCCAUCACCCCGCCGUCGCCAGCCAAUCCCCUGGGAGACCCCUACUUCUCACCUUCACCGCCUCUCUUUGCUCCCUCCGGGGCGCCCCCUCCCAAUUCCUCACUGGUGGUCUCCCGCUCCCUCUCCCCAACCCAAUUCCUAUCAGGCACGUCCUCUCCUCCGCUGCAUCCGCUCCCGCCGCCAGCUUGCCUCAGCUAUCCGCACCUGCCCCUGCCUCCGUCCACCAAGCCCUUUGCCUCCAAGCCUCUCCCGUACUGGACGAAAUACGACGUUGCCGACUGGCUGGGCUAUCUGAACUUGGGAGAGCACAGGGAGAAGUUCUUGGACAAUGAGAUCGACGGCACGCACCUCCCCUCCCUCACCAAGGAGGACUACCUGGACCUGGGGGUGACCCGUGUUGGUCACCGCAUGAAUAUCGAGCGAGCAUUGAAAAGGCUGAUGGACAGGCUCUCUUCACCAUUCCCUGUCUCUGCUCUACCCCCCCGAGAGGGUCAGACCGAUCGAAGGAGAAGCGAAGAGACAUGAAGCCAAGAAGACAUAGUGAAAGAGAAGGGGAUGAGGAAAAGAAUGGAGAGAGAGCAAGAGAGAGAGAGAGAGAGAAAGAAAGAGAUCACAACUGUAAAUAUUGGAUUGGCAGACCGUUGGAAGCAUGGUUUACUGUCACUGACAGUAGCGGAUUAAUAAAAAGAGAAGAAAAAGAGAAGAGCAGAUGGGAAAAGAGAGGAAGAGAAGCGAAGGGUUGGGUGGACGUGUGUACCACAGACAGACUUGUGUGCACAAAUCACGACACAGCACACACACAGAGACACACACUCACACAGAGGUACAAUGUCAUUUAAAAAUACACUAAACACACUAACAUAUGAACAGACUUAAAUAAAUGUUAAAUUACAUGACAUAUUUGAACAGUAACAUUUUGAGAAAUAUAGAUGUAUAUAUAUAUAAAACUAAAAAGUUUUACAGCCAGACCUUUUGAUCUCACUUAUUUGUAAGUUUAGGAGGAGAAUGGCAACUUUUGUGCUUGAGAGUGUGAGAAAGAAAAAGAGUGGAGAUAAAAGUAUUAACAAACAGCUACAUGCCUUGGCCCCCACGCCUGUUCAAUUCAAUCAUGUUUUCACACUCUCCUAUUUUUCUGGUUUGAUUUUGGCCACUUUCCCUGUUACUAGGGAAAUAAACACUGCAUUGUGGAGGUACUUGUGUACUUGCUUUUUUCCCACUCAGUGACAACAUCCCAGCUGGUGCAGAGCUCUGUAUAGGAGACUCCACUGCUGGCAAGAACUACCGUUUGAUAACUCCUAUUUGACUAGAAACUGACCUCCUCUCAGUAAACUGUGCCGCUUGCCACAGAACCCUUAUCAACCACGACUUUAUCUAUAAGACAUCUCAGUAGGCUCUCAUAUUUGUUACAUUUAUGUUUUGACACACAAAAGCAGCUCCCCAUACACAGAGACAAGCGCAGAGUCACACCUGCGGACGCUGGAGGAAGCGGGAGUGUGCAGACGUACAUGGGAAGUUGUUGAUAAACUGGGAGGCGCCUCAAAACGAUCACCAAGGAGACUUUUUAAAGUCACAUUUUUUAGAGAAAAAAUGCCGCAAAAUUAUAUUGACAAUAAAGGCAAACUACAGACUGCUGUAACAUCAAAGCGACGGCUGCACCUACAGCAAGAAGGAGGACAAUUAUGAAACUUUUAAUUGGAGAGAGAGAGAGAGAAGUGGGACAUUUGGGAGAAGAGACUUAUAAGACUAUUGCUCCCUUACCCACUCUAUCCAGCCCUUCCAAAAAAACUCUUUAUAAGGAAAUUAAACAACUGAACAAAUUAUUAUGGGUGAAUGAAUGAACAAAUGGAUGAAUGAACGACUGAGUGAAUAUAUAUUUGCAUCUGAGUUGAAAUGCUGAUUGUUAAGCAGUUUAAGUGGAAUAAGCAUCUUGUCAUUCAUAUAAUGAGAAUUAUUAUUACUGUCAUUAUUAUUAUCACCUUCAUAAAUGUUACUGCCAUUACUGUUCACUGCGGUUCCAUUGCUAUUCGUCGAAGAAAUUAAUUUUGUAUCAUUUUUGAGUUAUAGUCCCUCCCAUGAACCUAUAAACUUCCAGCAUGAUUGGGCAAAACAAUUUCACGGUGAUUUAAAACUGAAUAGGGUAGGGGACACAGCAGGUAUGACAUACAGUUUAUUUACGAUAGUGUAAUUGCAAAUGAGAGUUAAGUUUGUGCAGCCUAUAUGUGAAUGGUUGCCAGGUUUCGUCAAUAGCAACAGGAUUUAUGAAGUAUAUAUUUAUUCUGUACUCUUUUAUAUAGAGCUGUCUGCUAUCUCAAAUUCAAAGAAAAAACCUUUUGCUAGUUUUAGAAAAAAAAAAAAGCAGGUAUGCAGACGGAUGGUGACGGCUUGAUUUUGCGCAGUCCCAGAUGUUCGACACACGGAGGAUUCACUUCUCCUUCGCCCAUCUUUUCAGUUUUUAUUCUCCCUUAUUUGUUAGAGAUAUCAAAUCAACAAGGGCUCUACUACCUUCCAGGUCUGUUGGUUUACGUUUAAUCUUCUGAGUUCUUUCUUGCCAACUUUCUUCAUCCUGCAAACCCACAGACUUUGUGGGCCAGCCUUCAGAGGCACUUUCAUAUGGGGGGGGGGGGUUCCUGUUUAUUUUUUAUAUUUUUAUGGUCUGUUGAAAAAGGAUGAAGGUGGCCCAUUUCACAUGCUAUAAACAUGAAUUCAAAACAAUUGGGUAAAAUAUGCUACUGCUUCCUAAAUAUAAUGCCACUGACACAUUCAUGACAAUAGUUAUAAUAACAAUCAUGAUAACAGCUAGCAUUAUAAAAGUUUUAUAGAAUCUCUGUCUUCCAGAUGUUUGAACAUGAAGCAAAUGUACACUUUGUUCAUUUACUGAAAUGCUUUCUACACAACUUGCUCUAGUCCCUCUGUUAUCUGUCUCUCUCUCUCUUUCACAGCAACAUACAGUGUGUCUGGGCCACCCUGCUAUUCUUUUGGAUCUCAGCUCUCUCUCUCCAAUCCUGCACAGUCACAGUGAAGUAUCGAUGGCCAUGCCUUUACUUUCCAUUUAUUCAUCUUCCUUUAAGUUAAUUUUAAUCAUUAUAUAUUGUUAUUCAGUUGCUGUAGUCCAGGUCUAAAUAUAAGACCUUGUAAUAAUUGAAAAUAAUUAUCACCACUUACUUCAGUUAGAUAUUGUCAGAAUGGAGUAUGAAAGGGUUUACUGGUCAAUAUUUAUUACACUAAAUAUGUAAGUCAAACCAGGUAUCAACGCUACGCAAGUAUGAGAGAGUAUCAUUGUGAUGAAGGGAUUGGCCAGAGAGUAUAGAAAGCAUUACUGUUUCACUUAAAAGAAUAUUUUAAAAUUGUAAAGAAACAAAUAUCAUACAAUAUGAAAACAUGAGAUAUUAUUUGGAGAUAUAUAUAUAAUGUAUAUGUGAUUCACAUAUACACAUAUGCCUACACAUACAGUAUAUGAAUUACUGUUUUAAGAGAUGAAAAAUAAUGGUUAUAUAAUAUUAGU
Molecule: messenger RNA, 10625 nt
Organism: Brienomyrus brachyistius
Lineage: Eukaryota; Metazoa; Chordata; Actinopteri; Osteoglossiformes; Mormyridae
Product: SH3 and multiple ankyrin repeat domains protein 1-like
Exons: 27
Coding region: 296-7648 (2450 amino acids)
Cellular component (GO): postsynaptic density; dendritic spine; postsynaptic membrane
Molecular function (GO): ionotropic glutamate receptor binding; synaptic receptor adaptor activity
Source: RefSeq, a predicted model, not a curated record